AUGUCUCUUGAAAAGUCGAAAAAUUACCUUCAUCAAGGCCUUGAAACACACCAUGAGGAUAUGCAUGAUGCACAACUAGACUAUUACGGAUUAAAAUUAGCUACUUGUUCCUCGGAUCGUACCAUUAAGAUAUUUGAUCUUGAUGGUGAAGAGCGACGAGAGGUUGAAACGUUGAAAGGACAUGAAGGUCCUGUGUGGCGUGUAGAUUGGGCUCAUCCAAAAUUUGGUGUUAUAUUAGCAUCAUGCUCUUAUGACGGUAAAGUUUUUAUCUGGAAGGAUCAUGGUGCUGGCUCGUGGAAAAAAAUCAAAGAACAUUCACUGCACACAGCAUCUGUAAAUUCUGUGGCAUGGGGACCACAUGAGCUUGGUCCAAUUUUAGCUUGUGCUUCUUCAGACGGAAAAGUAUCCGUUCUUUCUUUUAAAGAUGAUGGAUCGUGGGAUGCAACGGUUCUUGAUGCACAUACGAUUGGGGCAAACAGUGUAUCUUGGGCACCAGCUACAAUACCAGGUGCCCUUGUUCAAGUUACUGGAGGUGCACCAAACGUUAACGUUUCUAAAAGAUUCGCUUCAUGCGGAUGUGAUAAUCUAGUAAAAAUUUGGGCUUACGGCGAAGAUGGAUGGAAGGAGGAGGAGAUUCUGGAAGGUCACACAGAUUGGGUACGUGACGUAUCAUGGGCUCCAAAUUUCGGACUUCCGCAAAAUUACUUGGCCAGUUGUUCUCAGGACAAGACUGUUAUUGUCUGGAAAAAGAAUAGCCCAACUUCUCCAUGGGUCAAAAUACUACUUAAAACUGACAAAUUCCUUGAUGUAGUUUGGUCAGUUAGUUGGUCUACGUCAGGUACAAUCUUGGCUGUGGCCUCUGGUGACAAUAAAGUGACAUUAUGGCAAGAAAAUUUGAAAGGUGAAUGGGAGAAAGUACAGGAACUAGACGACUAA
Funneliformis mosseae is the source of this 936-nucleotide messenger RNA. The record is from the annotation of a GenBank genome assembly. Lineage: Eukaryota; Fungi; Glomeromycota; Glomeromycetes; Glomerales; Glomeraceae.